GCUUGGAUGACUACCCUCGAUCUUCUCAUCCAACAGACGAAGAACGCCAUCUCGACCUGCGGUGCUGGAUGACUGUGUUUGCUAAGCUUGUUGCGCGUAUUGCUCACCUUGUCAGUCAGCUGGAACCAGGCGACUUAUCUGAUCAUACUUUAUCGUUGUUGCAAGACUUUGGCCAGUCUAGUCUGAGGAAGAAGACAGAAGAGGCAACGAAUUUAGCCUCUAUCUAUCGCACCUGGGCGGAUGUCCUGCUGCGCUCUGAUCUUUUGGACGAUCUUCAUUGGUCCUCGUCUAAGAAGCGUUUCAGUGACUGGGGUCUUCACACCGAUUAUGCCAAGCUCGUUGACCCUCCCCUUGUUCACUCCACUUACUAUGUUCCUUUGCUUCAGGAUAUUAAGAGGAUCCGCUUAGUCACCGGCGAACCUCGUGCCCAACUGGUCACAAGUGCAUUUGGAUACCUCAGCCUUUUCCCGUUGUUACUGCGCCUCCUGCCUCCUGACUCCCCCCACCUUUUAGAUAUUCUUUCAGACUUGUCUGAACCACAUCUUCUCUGGUCGCCACAUGGUCUGCGCUCACUUAGCCUUGAUUCGGUCUGGUAUGCCGCUCCCAAUACUCAGGAUGACCCAGCAUACUGGCGCGGAGCUAUUUGGAUCAACAUGAACUACUUAGCAUGGCGUGCCCUGCGUUACUACUCUACAAUAGCAGCCCCGGCUGAGGCAUCUGCAUCAGGUCCACGAGCUGUAUCAGGCAGAUCAGAUUCAUUUAUUACGACUAAGGCUGCUUAUCUGGCCGAUCAACUAUCUCGAGGCGUGGUGCGGACGGUUCUUGGAGAGUUGCGCCGAACCGGCUUUUUUUGGGAACAAUUCAAUGACACCACGGGAAGAGGUCAACGGGCGCAUCCUUUUUCAGGCUGGACCUCUCUCGUGGUUCUUAUGAUGUCAUCAGAGCCAUUAAGCUAA
This is a messenger RNA of Protopolystoma xenopodis, 956 nucleotides long. The record is from the annotation of a GenBank genome assembly. Lineage: Eukaryota; Metazoa; Platyhelminthes; Monogenea; Polystomatidea; Polystomatidae.